Octopus bimaculoides (California two-spot octopus) is the source of this 5548-nucleotide messenger RNA. Its product is annotated as beta-1,3-galactosyltransferase 6. Gene Ontology annotation, biological process: protein O-linked glycosylation; glycosaminoglycan biosynthetic process. The record is from RefSeq and is a predicted model, not a curated record. NCBI's taxonomy places the organism in Eukaryota, Metazoa, Mollusca, Cephalopoda, Octopoda, Octopodidae. Gene Ontology annotation, molecular function: galactosylxylosylprotein 3-beta-galactosyltransferase activity. Gene Ontology annotation, cellular component: Golgi membrane.
UCAGAGUUAUCUUCCUUGUUGAAGGAAUUGUAGAACACACCUCGGCAGAAACCGAAACUGCUACCUUGUUCUGCCACUUUUCUUAUUUAUUUCCACCCACCCAGGUGACAUGGAUUUGGUGUAAAUAAUUUAAUUUGUCUUCCAUCUGCUGAUCCGUAAACCACCAAAGUCUUUCAAAUGGUGUCUAAACUACGAAGAUUCUCUGCCAGACACGGAACGACUGUGCUGAUAUGUGGCAUUGUGGUUACCUUCUGUUUGGUGCUUUGCCUGUCUCUCUGUUCGUGGACCUGUGACAAUGCUGUCGGCAAUCAGCUGCGACAGGACAUACGCUACCUCCAGAGUAGAACUUACUGGAAAAAUGUCAAUUCCGUGACACAGCAAACCCUGUCUUGUUUCCUCAUUGUUCUGGUCAUGUCGGGUCCGAAAGACCGAAAGUAUCGCAACCUCAUUCGAGAGACGUGGCUCAACAAUGUCCCCGAUGAUAUUCUUGCUCGGUUCGUAAUCGGAACGGGAAACUUGACCAAUGAAACAAGGGACGACCUUCUCAAAGAGAACCUGCUGCAACAAGACCUGGUCCUUUUACCGGAGGUCGUUGACGCUUAUAAGAAUCUGACAUUAAAGGUGUUGGAAAGUUUCAUAUGGAUCGACAACAAUAUCGACUACAAAUAUGUGCUCAAAACCGACCAAGACACUUAUGUAAGGCUAGACAUCAUAGAGAAAGAACUAAGAUCUUCGGGGAAGAGACGUUUGUAUUGGGGUUUCUUUGAUGGAAGAGCCCAUGUGAAGAAGCAAGGCAAGUGGCAGGAGAAGGAAUUUGUACUUUGUGAUCGUUAUUUACCCUAUGCAGUCGGUGGUGGGUACGUGCUGUCAUCAGAUCUCAUCCAUUUCAUUGCUACCAACAGAAACCUGCUGCAGCUCUUCCGCAGCGAAGACGUUUCGGUUGGCGUGUGGUUGGCACCAUUGUCUAUAAACCGUGUCCACGAUCCUCGAUUCGAUACCGAGUUCAUAUCACGUGGCUGCAAUAAUAUUUAUCUAAUUACCCACAAACAAUCCAUGCAGGAUAUCCAAGACAAGCACGAUUAUAUUCUAAAAACAGGACAUUUGUGUCGACGACAGAUUAAAAAGAGGCCAUCGUACAUCUACAAUUGGGAUGUCCUUCCUACCCAGUGCUGUGAACGCAAAAACCACUCUAUUCCUUAAAUUUGUCUUCUGUUAAGUCAUCAUUAUUUUCAUUUAACAUCCAGUCGAAUAUUUGUUGAUUUCUCUACAUCAACUCCACAUGCUUUCUAAACUCUAUUUCCACAAAUAUCUGCGAAGGUGUCUCUGUUUUUUUUUUAAUUGUAUUUAUUUUUUUAAUCUAAAAAGCCAAAAAAAAAGAAACAAAAAUAACCCCCCCAGAACAGAAACCUUGUGCAAUAUUUUGUUUCGUCAAAUAUUGUAAACUAACUGUGAACAAUUUUCUUUCAAGACUUUAAAAUUAAAUUAUUACAACUGCUCACAUUUAUAAACCGGAAUUAGGAAACUGUUAGUGUGUGUAUAUAUGUAUAUAUGUGUAUAUAUAUAUAUGUGUGUGUGUAUAUAUAUAUAUAUAUAUAUAUAUAUAUAUAUGAUGGAAUCUCCUGUCAGAGACAACAUAUGAGCGUUCGGCCCUGCACAAAUGAUUUGUUUAUAGUGAUCAAAUGUUUAUGCCACACAUUAGCUCACUUCCCCCAUCAACUUGACGUUGUCUGAACAGGUGUCACUGUGUACAAUGCAUCAGGUAUCGUAGUGAUUGCAGAGCAAUGUGAGAUGAGGUGUUUUGCUCAAGGAUACAAUGCACCAUAUGGUCUAGGAAUUGAAACCACAAUCUCCUGAUCAUGAGUACAACACCCUAACCACUAGGCCAUGUGCCCUCACAAUACACACACACAUGCAUACACAUACACACAUACACACACACUCAACUGCGUGAAUAUAAGCUGCACUGAUCAAAACCUAAAUUUUUAAUUAUAAAACUUCUUACUUCAUUAGUCUUUUGUGUAACAAUGAGUAAAGAAAAUAAGAUUUGAUGACAUCCAUAGGAAAGUGAUUCUAGAAAAUUCUAAAUUUUCUGAAAGAAAAAAUUUAGAAAUUCUCUAGAAUCACAUGCAAACCAAAUCCAAAAACGACAUAAAGUUUAAUUUCCUGGUCGAAAAGUUAGAUUAGGUAAAGAGACCCCUUGGUCAAGAAUGACCAUGGGAUUGCACCUAGGAAGUUCCCCUCUGAGGAACAAGUCCAGGCAAGGUUGUUCAUGGAAGACACCAACUGUCGCCCAUGCAUACCAGCUCCCCCUCUCUGUGCCACCGAUGUUAUCCAAGGGAAAGGCAGAGACCGAUACAGCUUGACUCCAGUGAUGUCACAACUCAUUUCUACAGCUGAAUGAACUGGAACGACAGGCAAUAAAAGUGUCUUGCUCAAGAGCGCAACAUACAGCCCGGUCUGGGAAUUGAACUCACUACUUCAUGAUUGUGAGCCCGGUGCCGUGACCACUGAGCCAAGCGCCUUCAUGGUUAGAAUUAGUUAAUUACAAUAUUAAGAAAAUAAGGAAUGUCAUCAAUGUCAUAAUCAACUUCGUUAGCAUAAUUAUCCUGAUCAUUAUUGCUAUGCUAUCAUUGGUUAAUCCUUUUAAACGCAGAAAUCAGAUAUAACCAAUCAAAAUUUCAUUAUCCUUAACUGCAGAAAGUAAUGUUGUUUAGCAAUCUGUCUUCGUUGAGAAAUGUCAUGUUUGAAACUAUUUUUUGUUGAGAUAUAUCAAGUUUAAUGAGGCAACAUAACUUGCAGAAAAUACCAAUUCUAUAUUUUUUGGUAGAUAUUUAAAAUAAUUACCGAAUUAACCAUAAAAUUUAAUUUCACACUUAAAUGAUUAAGAAACCUUUUAACCUGCCUGGGACUAACUCUGGUUCCAUAAUACAAAAUUUCUCAUUUUCAAUUGGUUUUUUUUUUUUUUUCAAUUAAGACCUUUCAUCUAGGUUUGUUUUUUUUUUCAAUUAAGACCUUUCAUCUAGGUUUUUUUUUUUUUGGUGGGGGGGGUUAAAUGUAAAACUUCCUUUAGUUAAGUUCCAAACAUCAAUAAUGUUCUUUUUCACUAAAUCCCUCCAGAUUCUUGAUUAUUUUGUGAAAUUAAUUAAAAAACACCUAUGCAAAAUAUGCUCUGAAAAAAAGGGAUUAACCUGAUAACAUUGUUUGAAGCAGCUUAUACCAUUGCUCCUGAGUCAAAAUGUAUAAAUCAUAUUCCUUAUAAGGAACUGUCCUCAAACUAUUACAUCUCCUUAUCCCCUCCGUCUCCCGGCAACUCCCCUCCUCUCUCAACAGCCCCCUUAUCUUCCCCCCCCCCUGACAAUGUCUCAUGAUAUUUUCUGUCACUGCUAUUCUCCUUGUCAUUAUUUUUGUUGUUGUUGUUGUUUAAACCCCAGGUAGGUCAGUCCUAAUCCAGCAGACCUUUCGAUCAAAGGCAUUCCACAAAUGUGACCAUCCUGUCUCUUUAUUUUUUUACACAUUGUAGACGGAUCUGUGACUACAUCAUCCAGUGCGUCCAUUUUAUUUCUUUUUUUUUCUUUUUCUCUAUAUAGUUCCUAGUGUAGUUUGAGGGAAAUUUGACUGCUGCUAUUUCUAGCAGACUCAUCAACCAUUUAGAGGCUUCCCUCAUUGGUUUGUUCUGUCAUUGCUCACUUCCUUUGCAUACUACUACUACUAUUGGUACUGGUACUGCUGCAACUACUACUACUACUACUACCACUACUACUACUACUGCUGCUGCUGCUGCUGCUACUACUACUACUGCUGACAAUUUCCAGAGUAUUUUUCCUGACUUUUUAUUUCAUCUUCAAGCCGAAAAAAAUGUGAUAAAUUCCCCUACUGCUACUACUACUACUACUACUACUAGUCUGAAUAGGCUCCUUUGUAUGUAUUGCUUCUGCCAGAGAUUUUGUCUAAACUUGUGUAUCAGACAUGGGCAACGAUUUUUGAGAAGCAGGCCACAUGAGACAUGGUUCAUCAUCAGGUGGCCACAUUACUGUAAAAAUUCAAGCUAACGUUUUUUAUUAGACAUGCCAUCCAGAAAGUCUUGUAGGCAAUUGGUUGCCCGUGACUUGUGUAUUGAAUUUUUUUUUUUUAAAGAAAAACAGUUGUAUAAUGGUUAAAUCUAUUCAAUGAGUCUCCCAAGACAAAACUUUAUUUACUAAUAUAGAACGAGAGGAAUUUAAUUAUGAAACCUCAUGUCAAAAUUGGUGAAGAUUAAUUCAGUCCUUGCUGCUCCACUCAGGCGAAGCGUACAGGCUAAGGGUCGAAACGCUUGUGACUCUGAAAUACCGGCUGAUGAUACUCGUGUAGAAUGUGAGGAAUUUUAUUAUGAAACCUCUGUGUCAAAAUUGGAGGGUACCAUUAGUGGAUGGUUUUGACACAAGCUCAGAAGAAAACAAUCACCCUACACACUUUAUCUCCAUGCACAAAGAAAGGUAGCUAUGGUUGAUAAGAGACAGCCAGUGGAACCCUUCCGUAGGUGAAGGUUAAUUCAGUCCUCGCUGCCCCACUCAGGUGAAGCAUACAGGCUAAGGGUUGAAACGCUUGUGACUCUGAAAUACCGGCUGAUGAUACUCGUGUAGAAUGUAAGGAAUUUUAUUAUGAAACCUCUGUGUCAAAAUUGGAGGGUACCAUCAGUGGAUGGUUUUGACACAAGCUCAGAAGAAAACAAUCACCCUACACACUUUAUCUCCAUGCACAAAGAAAGGUAGCUAUGGUUGAUAAGAGACAGCCAGUGGAACCCUUCCGUAGGUGAAGGUUAAUUCAGUCCUCGCUGCCCCACUCAGGUGAAGCAUACAGGCUAAGGGUUGAAACGCUUGUGACUCUGAAAUACCAGCUGAUGAUACUCGUGUAGAAUGUAAGGAAUUUUAUUAUGAAAGCUCAUGUGGGAUUUAGAAGAGCGUGCAAAACCUCUGAGUAACUCCUGCAAGCUUCUGUGUGGGGCAAAGCAUAUUAUUUUACCUAUCUUCCCCUUUUUUUUCUUUCAAAAUCAGAUGCAACUAACAAGGGAUCCAUUUUAAUAAUUGCCAACUUUUCCAUGACUGGUAUAGUCAUGAAUGUGAAAAGAAAAAAGGAAAAAGAACAACAAAACUAUAUUGCUGUUUUGUUUGUAUUUUUUUAAGUGCAAAAAUGUAAGGGAUUGCCUGAUAUUCAUACAUUUUAAAUCAUAUUAUGUACUCAAUUAAAUACAGUGAUAUUAUUACACAAUAAGAAAAUAACCCUUUAGCAUUUAAACCAACCACAUCCGGCCAAAAUAUUAGUAGAAAAAAGUAUUAUAAGCCAAUGAGCUGGCAAAAUUGGUAGUAUACUGGACAAAAUGCUUAGCGACAUUUCUUCCAUUUUUCACAUUUUCAGUUCAAAUUCUACCAAGAUUGACUUUGCCUUUCAUCUUUUCAGGAUUGAUAAAAAAAAGUACCAGUUGUGUACUGGGGUUGCUGUAAUCAACUAGUCUCCUCUCAUAACAUUUUCAGGCUUUGUGCCUAUAGUAGAAAAAUAGAAAGAAUUAUCAUUA